GCAGCUGGGACAGGAAGCACGUGACUCCUGAGAGGGGAGUUUGGGCCAAAGACUGAUUAUACUUGCUGAACGGGUGGCAGCCCUGCCACAAGCAGCAUCUGGAAGCUGGACCCCUGGCCACCCUCCCUCCCCAUCGCAGCCACGCCCUGUAGCAGAUGACAGGCGGUUCUUGGCUGUUCCCUGUGAGCCCGUGGACGCCACUCGAGAUGUACCCUUUUGGUGGCUGGGGACUGCUCUCGGCCUUUCUCGCCCUGCUCUGCUGCACAGGGUCUGGCGAGGAGGCGUUCGAGGUACGCAUGUGGCCAGAGCAGCUGAUGGUGCAGUCCGGGGAGUCUCAGGUGAUUAACUGUAGUACCACCUGUAUGCAGCCCAACACCGGUGGUCUGGAGACCACCCUACACAAGACUCUCCUGGAGGAACAGGCUCGGUGGAAGCUGUAUGAGGUCUUCAACAUCUCCCAGGACACAGAUGUCAUUUGCCAUUUCACCUGCUCCGGGAAGCAGGAGUCCAAGAAUCUGAACAUCAGUGUGUUCUACCCUCCAAAGCAAGUGCUGCUGAAGUUAUGGCCCACUUUAGUGGCUGUAGGGAGAUCGUUCACCAUCCAGUGCAGGGUGCCCUCUGUGGCACCCCUUGAAGGUCUCACUGUCACCCUGCUCCGUGGCAAUGAGAUCGUAUACAGCCAGGCCUUUGUGGGGACAACACUUUCCCCCCAAGAGGCCAUGGUCACCCACAACACCACGGCUCACAGGGAGGACGACCGCCACAACUUCUCCUGCCGGGCCGAGAUGGACCUGCGCUCUCGCGGCGGGGACCUCGUUCACAGCGUCUCAGAUCCCCAGGCACUUGACGUCUAUGAGCCUGCGCAGGACAGCCAGAUGGUGAUUAUCAUCACGGUCGUGUCGGUGCUGCUCUUCCUGUUUGUGACGUCUGUCCUGCUGUGCUUUAUCUUCGGGCAGCAGUGGCGCCAGAGGCGAACAGAGCCAGCUUCCAGGGGGAAGCAUGGGGGCCCCAAGGGCUCAGCUUCGGGAUCUCCUCAGCCAGGCCUCCCCCAUCACUCUGGGCCUUCAGAGAGCCACGGACAACAAAAGCAGUCCUCGCCUCUUAACUCCUGCUCCAUUAUUGGGCCAACCCGAGACGCCGCAGCGCUGGCCAUCCCCGGGGUGGUGGGUGGGGGAGUGGAGGUCGAGGGAGGGCUCUGGUUCCCAGGCCUCUGCCAGCCCAGGAAGCAAUCACUGGGACAGGGUUGGGCUUUCAUGUGACCGCCAGGGCCUGGACACUGCUCUAAGGGGCUCUCACCCUGAAGCAGAGAGCAGGCUGGUUCAAGGUCUCCGUGGGGUAGAGAGGGGACUGACUGACCUCGAGGAGAGGGCCUGGUUGGGGCUGAGGGGGUAAGAAGGGCUGCCAGGCAUAGGUGCAGGGUUGGAAAAGCACUAGCGGGGCACACAGGGGCUCCAGGGCUAUUUCCAGCCCUGCGAUGAAGCUGGCGUGGGUCCUGGGUCUGGUGUCUGUCCUCACGGUAGGCUCUCGGCAUCAUAGUAGUCUGGGGGGAGACAGCACCCUCAUAGUGACUCCCUCCUGCCUCAGUGGAGCCCAAGGAGGAAACCGGAAGGGGACAGGCCAGUUGUCUGCGGCCAUGACAGUAGGGGCCCUCAGCCCCACAGGGCGCAUGGCCUUCCUGGCCUUCUGAUCCACCGCCAGGCCUGGACCCCACUGCCCACCCACCUGGUCCCUACCUGAAGCUGGGGGUACAUCCACACCCACAGUUCCUGUGGCGCUGGGAGGUGGGGGCGGGGGCACGGCUCUCCUGGGACAGGGAGAGAAAAGAAAGAGCCCCGUCAGAGGCCCCAGGCUAGCCUCUGGGAUUUCACCCACAAGUUUCCCCACCCCAGCCUGGCCCCUUGGCCAGCUCUUCCAGCCCAGCCCCAGAGCAGGGCCCCGGCAGCACCCAGACCCCCGGCCUCAC
Kogia breviceps (pygmy sperm whale) is the source of this 1963-nucleotide messenger RNA. The record is from RefSeq and is a predicted model, not a curated record. NCBI's taxonomy places the organism in Eukaryota, Metazoa, Chordata, Mammalia, Artiodactyla, Physeteridae.